Messenger RNA from Drosophila eugracilis, 633 nucleotides. RefSeq names its product pupal cuticle protein (gene Pcp). The record is from RefSeq and is a predicted model, not a curated record. The transcript has 2 exons. Gene Ontology annotation, cellular component: chitin-based extracellular matrix. Gene Ontology annotation, molecular function: structural constituent of chitin-based larval cuticle. NCBI's taxonomy places the organism in Eukaryota, Metazoa, Arthropoda, Insecta, Diptera, Drosophilidae. Bases 10 to 564 code for a protein of 184 amino acids.
CGCGACAUCAUGUAUUUGCUUGUGAACUUUAUCUUUGCUCUGGCCGUGAUGCAGGUGCAGGCCGGAUCCUCCUACAUUCCUGAUUCGGAUCGGAACACACGGACACUUCAAAACGAACUGCAAGUGGAGCGGGAUGGCAAUUAUCGCUACGCCUACGAGACUUCCAAUGGAAUUUCCGCCUCUCAAGCUGGACUGGGUGGUGUUUCGGUCCAAGGUGGGAACAGUUACAUUUCUCCCGAGGGCAAUGUCAUCAGUACCAACUAUGUGGCUGAUGAAUUCGGCUAUCAUCCCGUGGGAUCUCACAUUCCCCAGGUCCCGGAUUAUAUACUCCGCGCCCUGGAGUACAUUAGAACGCAUCCCUACCAGAUAAAGGAUUACUACACCGGCGAGCUCAAGACCGUGGAACACGACGCAGCUGCCUUCAAUGUGUACACCCGCAAUAUCCAGGAACACACGACUCCCAGAUCCCGACCGAGCACCACUCCAAAAACUAUAUACCUCACCCAUCCGCCCACGACAGCGUCGCGAUCUCUGCGACAAAGACGAGGCGCUCUGAAGCACUGAUGAUCGAUGGUCGAGAGUCUUUGGCGGGGUAAGGGACUGGUAGGGGCUCUUAGGAAUCCACCAGGCGAA